AUGAGCCCGGGGCACAAGAAGCCGGAGCACGCAACGGACGCAAUGCAGCAGGCGUUCUACACUGUCGGCGUAGACGCGGCGUCGAAAGAUCCCCGACGGACCCGAGAAGUCCUCGUGGCAGCUGCUGCAGCCAGUGUACGGCGUCACCCAACCGUGCCCGCGGAUCCAGACGACCCCGCGCAACCAUGGUCGCAAGCCCUGGCGGAGGACAUGGCCGUGGAGUUGCCAGUCGUGCACUGUGCGUUCGUGGGAUGUACGUGGCGGUCGGAGGUAGUAGGCGAGUUGUGCGGGCACGUCCGCGAGGUGCACGGUUCCGUCGUGCUGCCCAUCGCCGAACUUGUUCAUCCAGCGGACGAGGACGAGGACCUCCGUAUCACGGCGGCGUACAAUGCCCCCGCGCUGGCGCAGGCGCUGGACCUGCCGCAGCGCCAGCGCCUGGCCGAGCUGGUCGCCCGCGGGCUGCCCGCCUUCGUCGACGGCCUGGCCAGGGCCACGGGCUCUGGCGCGGGCCGGCGGGCCGAAGGCGCGCGCCGCCACGCGCGCGCACGCCCCAGGCUCAUCACCCUGGGCCCGCAGCCAGCGGCUGCCGAAGGCGCCACCGCCAGCCCCGCCGGCGGGGGCCGCAGCGGCGAUGCCGGCAGGCGGGCGGACGACGAGGCCUUCGCCAAGAAGUUUGCCGCGCUCUUCCUGGACGCGGCCGGACUCCAGAGCCGCAUGGCUAAAUACGGCAGCAAGGCGCCGCCACGAUGCGGCCGCGGCAGCGCGGCCCUCGCCGCGCGGAAGGUGCGGAGGGUGCGGAAGGCCGCGCGCGCGGGCGUCGGCUUCGAGGGGCGCCUGGAUGGCGCGGGCAGCGAGCUGCGGUACGCGCCAGGCUUCGCGGGCGCGGCCGAGGCCGCGGCCUGGUUCUCCGGCAUGCAGCGCGCGGCGGCCUGGGCGCAGGGCACGGUGACGGUGUUCGGGCGGGCGCACCCGGAGCCGCGGCUGACGUGCUACUACGGCGAUGCGGGCCUCUCCUACCGGUACUCGGGCCGCAGCGUCCACCCGCUGCCGUGGUCGGCCUGCCCUCCGCUGGGCGCGAUCCGCCAGAGGGUGGAGGCGGCCACGGGCGAGCCGCCUCAACUCGGUGCUCUGCAACCGCUACCGGUCCGGGGACGACACGGUGGGCUGGCACGCAGACAGCGAGGCCCUGUACGGGCCCUGCCCGACCAUCGCCUCCGUGAGCCUGGGCGCCGCGCGGGACUUCGACCUCCGGGAGGCGGCCGCCUCCCCGGGGGCGAGGAAGCUGCGCGUGCGGCUGCAGCCCGGCUCCCUGCUGGUCAUGCGCGGGCAGACCCAUCGCACUUGUGGCAGCACUGCUUGCCGCGGCGGAAAAAGGUUUCGGAGGAGCCAUCAACCUCACCUUCAGAAAGAUCGUCUUCCCGGGCGCCUGACCGCAGGGGGCCUGGACCUCGCGUUCCGCCAUCCUCGUGCGGCGCAGUGCCCGCGGCCUCGGGGGACGCACCGACGCCGACGCCGACGCCGGGUCUGGCCGCCCGGGCUGCUCUGGACGACAGCGCGUCCACGGCGCGGGCACGCGGCGCCUUUCCGCCCUGGCAGCGGUCGAUCUGGCGCUGCCGCUCCUGGCUGCUGCGCCACCCCGGCUGCCCUGCGGCCGCCGCCCCGCUGCCCCGGCGCUGCCCCUGCCGCGGCCUGGCCCCGCUCUGAGCGGGCCCGGCUUCCAUUUCCCUCCCGCCCGCGCCGGGCCUUUUCUCUUCUUCCUCACGCGCAUCGCGGCUUAAUUCGCAAUUGUAUGCCCUACGUUUGCCCUAUCCGCCAGCGCAGUCACUCUUCCUAGCCGCCGACGCAAAAGUUGGUGACGACACGCACCUGCGGCCACAAUCCAAGAGACCAGUCGCCCAUGUAUCAUACCUUUGGGGUCCGACUGCGUCUUGAGCCGCCCACGCGCCCCGUCGGAGCAGUUUGUCGCGGUGUUCCACGGGCAGGAACGCCGUCGUACGGCGGACCGACUUUUCAUCCGCGGCUCGCGCAUGUGGUUGUACAGCGGUCGUAGGCGCGCGGCCGGCCGGCUUUGGCCUUGGAUUUCUCGCGCAUGCCUUUUGGAGGUCUUCUUGAAGGCCUAGGGGAA
Prorocentrum cordatum is the source of this 2125-nucleotide messenger RNA. The record is from the annotation of a GenBank genome assembly. Lineage: Eukaryota; Dinophyceae; Prorocentrales; Prorocentraceae.